This is a messenger RNA of Salarias fasciatus (jewelled blenny), 2207 nucleotides long. RefSeq names its product aryl hydrocarbon receptor nuclear translocator-like protein 1. Lineage: Eukaryota; Metazoa; Chordata; Actinopteri; Blenniiformes; Blenniidae. The transcript has 20 exons. Bases 291 to 2207 code for a protein of 638 amino acids. Gene Ontology annotation, biological process: regulation of DNA-templated transcription. Gene Ontology annotation, cellular component: nucleus; cytoplasm; transcription regulator complex. The record is from RefSeq and is a predicted model, not a curated record. Gene Ontology annotation, molecular function: protein dimerization activity; DNA-binding transcription factor activity.
UAGUGGUCCGACGGGCAUGACGGAGAGAAAGUGGGUCACCGACUGGUUUAUGUCACUCUUCUGUUUCCGUGGCGUUAAAACCGACGUUCAAUGGAGACACCGACCCUCCAGCUGCUAGAGAGACGAGUCCCACCGGCCACCUGAGGAUCGGGUCCACUCAGACCACGUCGUCCCGUCCUGCUGUUUCCGCCUGAAUCCGACUUCCCUGAGAACCAGACCGAUCCGGAUCCCGCCGGGCCCGCGCUCCAGGCCUCCUCCAGUUUCCGAUCCAGGCGAGGGCUGAAGAGUGGAUGGAAGGAGAUGAUUUUAACACAGAGGCUGUGAUGAACAUCUGUGAUGACCUGAUGGCAGACCAAAGGAUGGACAUCUCGUCUACCAUGACCGACUUCAUGUCCCCCGGCUCCACCGACCUCAUCUCCAGCUCCAUCAGCACGCCCGGCAUGGACUACACCCGCAAGAGGAAGGGCAGCACCACCGACUACCAAAUCGAUGGAUUCUCAUUCGAUGACAUGGACCCCGAUAAGGACAAACUGGGCAGUGACCAGCAGGGCCGGAUUAAAAAUGCCAGGGAGGCUCACAGUCAGAUCGAGAAGCGGCGGCGGGACAAGAUGAACAGCUUCAUCGACGAGCUGGCGUCCCUGGUGCCCACCUGCAACGCCAUGUCCCGCAAGCUGGACAAGCUGACGGUGCUGCGCAUGGCGGUGCAGCACAUGAAGACGCUGCGAGGUGCAGCGAAUCCGUACACAGAAGCAAACUACAAACCCUCCUUCCUGUCAGACGACGAGCUCAAACACUUGAUACUGCGAGCCGCAGACGGCUUCCUGUUCGUGGUCGGCUGCGAUCGCGGGAAAAUCCUCUUCGUCUCUGAAUCCGUCUACAAGAUUCUCAACUACAGUCAGAACGACCUGAUUGGCCAGAGUCUGUUCGACUACCUCCACCCUAAGGACAUAGCGAAGGUCAAAGAGCAGCUGUCCUCCUCGGACACGGCUCCCCGCGAGCGUCUCAUCGAUGCUAAGACCGGCCUCCCCGUGAAGACGGACAUCGCGCCCGGCCCGUCGCGGCUCUGCUCCGGCGCCCGCCGCUCCUUCUUCUGCAGGAUGAAGUGCAACCGGCCGUCCGUCAAGGUGGAGGACAAAGACUUCCCGUCCACCUGCUCCAAGAAGAAAGCAGACCGUAAGAGCUUCUGCACCAUCCACUCCACCGGCUACCUGAAGAGCUGGCCGCCCACCAAGAUGGGGCUGGACGAGGACAACGAGCCGGACAACGAGGGCUGCAACCUGAGCUGCCUGGUGGCCAUCGGCCGGCUGCACCCGCACAUCGUGCCGCAGCCCAGCCUGGCCGACAUCCGGGUCAAGCCCACCGAGUACGUGUCCCGGCACGCCAUCGACGGGAAGUUCGUCUUCGUGGACCAGAGAGCCACGGCCAUCCUGGCGUACCUCCCCCAGGAGCUGCUGGGAACCUCCUUCUACGAGUAUUUCCACCAGGACGACAUCGGACACCUGGCAGAGUGCCACCGGCAAGUCCUGCAGAUGAGGGAGAAGAUCAACACCAACUGUUACAAGUUCAAGAUCAAGGACGGCUCCUUCAUCACGCUGCGGAGCCGCUGGUUCAGCUUCAUGAACCCCUGGACCAAGGAGGUGGAGUACAUCGUGUCCACCAACACCGUGGUCUCGUGUCCCAUGAUGGAGGGUUCAGACUACCCUCAGUCCGCUGCGUCUCCUCAGAGUAUGGACAGCGUCCUCACCUCCGAGGGCGGAGGGAGGCGGGCCCUGCAGACGGUCCCAGGAAUCCCCGGAGGGACUCGAGCCGGAGCCGGGAAGAUCGGACGGAUGAUCGCAGACGAAGUGAUGGAGAUCCAGAGGAUCCGAGGCUCCUCCCCCUCCAGCUGUGGCUCCAGCCCUCUGAACAUCACCAGCACCCCUCCGCCCGACACCUGCUCCCCGGGGGGCAAGAAGAUCCAGAAUGGCGGCACCCCGGACCUGCCCAGCACUGGGAUCCUGCCGGGCCCGGACUCGGUCGGCUACCCGUACUCCAACCAGUCCAUCAUGAGUGAUAACUCCCACCUGAGCAUCGACAUCAUGGACGAGCCAGGCUCCAGCAGUCCCAGUAACGACGAGGCGGCCAUGGCGGUCAUCAUGUCCCUGCUGGAGGCGGACGCCGGCCUGGGGGGGCCGGUGGACUUCAGCGACCUGCCCUGGCCUCUGUGA